UGAACAGCAUUUGGUACCAGUUCCACUCCACCACUCGUCACUCCUUAGCCACGGCCUGUCCAACGGUUGCCCCUGCAUCUGGCCUUGCUGCCUCCAACGCCGAACAAACUGCAAUACUCUGGAAACGUCAUAGUCUCCACUGAAUCAGCAAAAGUCUCCAUUGAAUCAGCCAAACUUUCUACUGAUUCUGCCAAACUGCCAUAGUCUGCAUUCCCAACUGACAUAGAAUCGACUUCACCUUCGGAAGCAUCCACAAAUCACCCCAAACUCCCACAAAUCUGCCCAACCACAUCUCCACAUGUCACGGCUCGACCUGAUCCUCUCGUUCGUGGACGCCCUCGACGCCCGUUCUGACAGGCUCCUGGACUCCGUCGAGCAGUCCACCCAGCUCAUUUCACGCAUCAUGGCCGCCAACGAACACGCAGCUCUGUUAGACUCACAAAUCGACGACAUCCGUGAGUUGAUGGACACCAACUCGGCUCUGAUGAGCCACUUCGGCAAUUUGUACGAAAAGUCGUUCUAUCUCGAGUCCAACAUGCACGUCAACGAUCACGUCACCAACCAGACCUCGUUCGAGACCCUCACCCAGGAGUACCGCUACUUGGUGGGAAAACUCCAGAAGAACGACAUGUACUCGGGAGCCACAGCCAGCCAUGAGACUCCCAGAGCUCCUCCAGGGCCCAAGGAGGACCAGAUUCCAGCUUUGGUCACCAAAAGCUCGCUAGCUAACUUGAAAUUAAAGCCCAUCCGGUGCAACUCCAAAAGAGUCUACAAAAAGAAGUCCAGGUACAGACUAUCAGGGUUGUUCAACAUCAACCCCAUCGCAUACGACGACGAGGAGUCGAACUACACCAAGACGCCAACCUCGAGUCGAUUUGGCGAACCGUCUCCGUACAAACAGAAUGGGUAUAGUGAAGUGGCAUCUCCGUCAAGACAAAACGAGUAUAGACACGAGACGAGAGAGUCACCGUCCAAGCACAACGAGGCUCAAGAGGCUUCAUUGUCAAAACACAACGACUUCGGACACGAGAGCUUGGGAGAAAUUUCUUCAUACAACGACUACAGACACGAGAGCUUGGGAGAAAUUUCUUCAUACAACGACUACAGACACGAGAUGAGAGAAUCUCUGUCAAAACACGAUAGACACAAAUCCCAAUUCGAGACAUCUCCGUCAAAAGAUAGACACUCUCCUGCCCAGCUCGAAGCUCUGGAUAUCUCCCAUCCCCCCAGACAAACCAGCAUAACCUCGGUGGAAUCCAACGUGAUGGAGAACAUCGACUCCCAGCACCAAGACGACCACACUGUGGCCUCUUCACCAUCGGAGGAGUACUCCAGCUUAGGUCUCCGUUUGCGAUCCAAUUCCUUGCCUGAAACUCCAGCUUCUGCCAACGUAUUCACCCGACUGGGAACCAUGAAGCACACCAACAUCUUGUCUGAAUUCGACACCGAGAUUGCUGAAGAAAAGCUUCGCUUUCACAGGCUCAAGCAUUUCAUAACCUUUGGAAAUUUGCAAGAAGGCGACCACUUUAAGCACUUGCAUAACGACUACUCCAAGUCCCCUACCCGUCCUGUGGUGUCUGCUAUCAAUCUCGAUGACCAUACUGAUUUUGACAACUUAUCGAUGGUAUCGGACAUUUCCGACUACUCGCCAGAACGAACAGACUCGGCAUUCGAAGAUGGAGAGUUGAACGACUUCGAAAAGUACCUCAGAGGGUCUCGAUUCGACCUCAACAAUGCAUUUCCCCAUUUGUACAAAUCCAACUCGCAAGACAGCGUAUUCCAAGCAUACACCAGGUUUCCCCAGCCAUCAGCACCGUCGUCAUACAAAUUCCACAACCCAGCAGAAAAUAUCCAGUUGAGCACUUCCAACACUGUGAUGCCCACCAUCGAACAGAUCCAUUUCAGCUCCCAAAGAACCUCGCGAGAGAGGGAGUCCAGCAAGGUAGAAGACCCCAAGAAGAUCUUGAGCGAUGUCAUAAUGAGGAACGACCAGUCCAUCAAAAAACCGACUGUCUCUACCCCAGAGUCUUCACCUUCGAAAUUGUCGAAGAACUCGUUUUCAUUAUUCAAUUUCACGUUGAACUCACCCAAGAAACAGGCUGCUAUAUUUCCCGAAAGAAGAAAAAGCAUAGAUAACAUAAGCAAGUCUUUGACUGACAGCUUUUUAUCAUUGGUUAAUACGUCACAGUCCAAGUCUCAUACUUCUACUCCCGAAAAGAUACGGCAGUUGAAAAUUCAGGCCAAAGAGGCAAAGCCCAUCAGAAUCAAGUCGGACUACCAGGUGAAGCGCAUGCCCAUCAGAAUUCCUCGAAACGACGGUUGCCAUUCCAAGUUGACUAUUGGUCCAAACCACACAAAAGUCAUAAAUCACGGCGAGUCUUCGAUGUUCAAGAAACCCUUGAUCACGAAAAUCAGUCAUAAUUCAUUGAGGGAGGCCCUUUCUGGCAGUCUUACGUGAUGGGCAUUUGAGCUACCAGUGCUGGAUACUGAGUAAUGCUAGUGAUUAUUUCGACAUAUUAUUGGCUCGCUACAAAGAUGGGUAUUCUAAUUUAUUUCAAGUUUUCUUCCUUCGCAACUAUCGCAUCUUCCCAUUUCCCAUCAGCUACUAAUACAGUGCAUUCCCUACUACCUACAACACUCCGUUGUGCAUAUACCCUCAUCAGAGCUCAAGUUACUGUUUGGUUUCCAACUCAAGCGUAUUGAGCAAGUGCAUCUAUUU
Suhomyces tanzawaensis NRRL Y-17324 is the source of this 2719-nucleotide messenger RNA. RefSeq lists its product as uncharacterized. The transcript has a single exon. Lineage: Eukaryota; Fungi; Ascomycota; Pichiomycetes; Serinales; Debaryomycetaceae. Bases 299 to 2458 code for a protein of 719 amino acids. The record is from RefSeq and is a predicted model, not a curated record.